AUGGGAACGGGAGGGGAUGCCGUCAAUCUCAUGGUGUUCUUCGGUCUCUCCAACGCUUUCGGCAGAGCUUUCUUCGGAUAUAUCGCAGACUUUCCAUCACUUAAUCGUAUUAUACUCUAUGGUCUGUCUGUCCUGUCAUACGGUGUGGCCAUUGCACCGGAUGGGGGAUGGGGUUGGGUUGUGGUGUUUGGAUGCUUUAUGAUCAGUCUUAUAAACGAUGGAUUUUUCUACACUACGGGUCUGUUUUACGCCAAAUUCCUAACGGAAUACCACGAGUCAGAGGCAAUCACUUCAUUGUUUAACUCCAUUAUGAUGGGAAUAUACUUUUGCUCAGGUACAGGGAUAGGUGUUUGCGGGACUGGUAUAGGAAUAGCUAUAUUCGCGUUACUGUCGGACCAUUUGAUAGAGACGUACGGCUGGAAGGGAGCGAUGCUUCUGCUGUCGGGCCUUAUGUUCAGUUGUGUCGCCUUUUCGUCGCUCUUCCGGAAAGUGGAUUACAUGGAAGAGAAGAGUGACCUCAAGACAGCCCUCAAAGAGACCUUUGACUUCCGUAUCCUUACGGAUGUGGUGUUCGUAUACUUCUCUUUCGCCAACUUCUUGUACGGUGCCGUCUAUUACGUGCCCAUCAUUUUCCUGAAAGACCACGUCGUGAAGACAGGAAUGGGAACGGGAGGGGAUGCCGUCAAUCUCAUAGUGUACUUCGGUCUCUCCAACGCUUUCGGCAGAGUUUUGUUUGGAUAUAUCGCAGACUUUCCAUCACUUAAUCGUAUUAUACUCUACGGUCUGUCUGUCCUGUCAUACGGUGUGGCCGUUGGUUUGAUCGCUGCUUUCGGACAAAACUAUACAAUUCUCGUCAUUUUAAUCAUUAUUUUCGGUUUGGCUGAAGGUUUGUCUUAA
Oppiella nova is the source of this 897-nucleotide messenger RNA. The record is from the annotation of a GenBank genome assembly. Lineage: Eukaryota; Metazoa; Arthropoda; Arachnida; Sarcoptiformes; Oppiidae.